Blastomyces dermatitidis ER-3 is the source of this 4329-nucleotide messenger RNA. RefSeq names its product C2H2 transcription factor, variant 2. Bases 1078 to 2301 code for a protein of 407 amino acids. NCBI's taxonomy places the organism in Eukaryota, Fungi, Ascomycota, Eurotiomycetes, Onygenales, Ajellomycetaceae. Gene Ontology annotation, biological process: regulation of DNA-templated transcription. The record is from RefSeq and is a predicted model, not a curated record. The transcript is spliced from 4 exons.
CACCAGUCCUGGACCGAGAUCAAAACCAAGCGCUUUGCCACGAUCGAACCUUCGUUCCAGCACUACUUCAGACGACAACCUACUACUUUAACUCCUCCCGUCAAACUGGGAACAACGCAGCUUUUUGGUCAGACUAGCCCCCAUCAACACCUCUCCAAUCAUCAAUCCACUUCAACCACCACCAAACCACUGCACCAGCCUUUUAAGUUACUGCCACUACCGACCUUCCUUGUCCCAUCACAAGCCAGCGGCUCGUAGUACGCAGCGUAGUCUCCCAUCGCCCCCGCGAUUCUACCAAACGAUACCACGCUUAUUUACUCCCGAAACCCCUACUGAGCUGCGGUGCUGCCACCUGGUACUUUAUUUAGAGGCUUUUUAUUUUUGCUUAUUACUGUACCUCGCACCAUUCAUCCUUCUGGGUUUGACAAAGCCUGCACCCUACGGAUCUCGUGUGGUGUCAGUCAAGGUUAAAGCCUGUACAGCUUGAAGCCCCUAAAGUCCCGGCUAAGACGAUUAAGCACUCGCACAAAACCACACUUCCCAGAGAACACACACCCACACACACUUGCAAACCUUCACCCCCCAUCGUUCAAUCGUUCCUUUUCCAAAAUACGCCGUCAUCUUUAUCUCUAGCUCCCUCCCCGGUUUUUUCUUAGUAGUUCAUCACGACUAAGGCCACUACACCAAACGCAAACAGGCAAUCUUCGGGUCUUCUUGUAUUCGGUUGCUUUUGGCCUCCUACAGGAGCUACCUCCGUCCGUCCCACCCCGACGCGCUUCCCGCAGCUUGUUCCUUGUUAUCCUCCCUAACCCUCCUCCGCCUCUCCAGCUAAUAACGCGGAUUGUUUCGUGGCCAGGCACACCUCACUGGCUCUCACUAGCACGUAACGUACAGAAGUUCAUUGCUGUUCUUGUGAGGAAACCUUUUUUCCUUCCAGUUGCGCCAAGCGAAACAGUUCCCCCAAAAGUGCACAUCUAGUGUUUCGCUGCCUAGUCGCAAGAGAGACUAGGACUUAUUGCUUGUAGGGGGGAAAUAGAAAGGGAUCUUUACCAUUUUCAGACGCAAGAAAGUCAUUAUAUGGACAGGCCGGCCUCUGAUUACGCGCAGCCAGGUUUGCACUCUCCGAAUCCAACAUUGGCGGAGCCACAAUCUGAACGACCGGCUGCAGAACAGACUGCUGCUGCUGCGUCCGGUCAGUACACUUCGCAGCCCGAAGCCCGACCCGCCACUCAGUACACUGCGCCAGCGGAAGGGCGACCAUCCAACAUUUCGUCCUCCAAUACCCCCCAGCCGGACUACGGUCUGAACCCGCCGGCGCCCGCUCCUCCCCAAACCCAACCCCAACAGCAACAGCAACAGCAGCAUCAAGCGCAAGCGCAGCCUCAACCUCAAGCCCCUCCUCCGCCCGCAGCUCGCCCUCCUCCUGGCCCUUAUCCUGAAUACCUGACCCGUCAGCCACAGUACCAUCACGCGCCUCAUACCCAGCCCGGCGGCGCGGCAGGUAUGGCUCAAGCAACAAAUCCCUCAAUUGCGGCAUCGAGCCCCACAUAUCCUCCUCCGUACUCCCCAUAUAAUCCCCAGGGUCACGAAAUGACUCAAUAUCCGGGUCACCCUCCUCCACAGAUGUACGGCCGUCCAGAUUGGCCACCACAUCAAUAUGGACAGCAUCCACAUGGCUUGCCAGGGCCAUAUAGUUCGCCUGGCACAACGGUGGGUUCUGCGUCUCCAGCUGCGACCGCAGGCCCUCGUCCAGGACAGGUAUACUCCUUCGUCCCAAUCCCCGGUGCCCAGCAGCACAAGCGCCCCCGCCGCCGAUAUGAAGAAAUCGAGCGAAUGUACAAGUGUGGCUGGAAUGGAUGCGAAAAGGCAUAUGGCACCUUAAACCACCUUAAUGCGCACGUCACAAUGCAAUCGCAUGGCGCGAAAAGAACCCCAGAAGAAUUCAAAGAAAUCCGAAAGGAAUGGAAGGCCCGUAAGAAGGAAGAAGAGAACCAACGCAAGGCUGCUGAGGAGCGAGAGCGUGCGGCCGCACAGGCGAACCAGCAGGUCGAUGGCAGCGCCCCGGCUGACCCUUCACAAGCGGCCCAGUCAACGUCGUACCCUGGCGGUAUUCGUCCUCAGCUACCGCCCAUUGGAUAUCAGCCUGCGGACGGCCAGGUCCCUGGUCAGUACGGCGCUUCCGCUGGAGCUGGCCUGGUAUAUCCCCCAAGCAAUGGCCAGAUGGCAGCGCCAUAUCCUCCAGCCAAUUACCCUCAUUCCCCGUAUGGCCAGGGAAACCAGGUAUACCAACCGCGUGAGUGAUCGUUCACACGUCCCUGCCCCCCUCUCUCAUCUGGAGUCUUCUCUGUUCAAGUUUUAUUCUAUCCUCCUCCAAACCGACAAAAUGAAAGAAAGAAAGAAGCUUUGAAAAAAGGGGACGCUGGAAACAACAAGUCGUUGGCUUUUUUCCUUCUAGUGUGUGUGUGUGUGUGUGUUUGUUCGUGCAUUGGGAAAGAAACAAAAUUUGCAUUUUUAUUCCCUAUAAAUAUUAAUCGUUUUUUGUUCUCUUCUAUCUUGUAUCACAGCGUGGUACUGACGGCUGAUGCUGUAGCCCCAGAAAAUCAAUCCAGUAGCUACCAAUAGGGCUUGAUUUGAUGGGGGGAAAAGAAAAAGGGCAAAGGGAAAAAGAAAGGGAAAGGCGGAGGUAAACAAAUGGAAGGUGAAGAAAGGGGGAAAAGAACAAAAUUCUCCGGACAUACAUUUUCUUGCAUACUUGCUUGAGACACGCACACUCUUGCUGCAUCAAGGGGGGUUUUCCGUCUCUCUCCCUUCUUUUACUUAAAUUGGCAUUUUAUUACAUAUAUUUGAGGGGGUUGUCUUGAUCGGCCUUUUUUUUUUUUUUUUUUUUUUUUUUUUUUUUCCCUUCUCUGUUUGUGUCAAGGUUUCAUUUCCAGUGUGCGCAUGUGUGCGGGAGUGGAAGGAGAGGGGAAUUUCUUAGUGUGCUGUGCUUUACCUCCACGAUUCCCCAGUUUACCAUUAUUGUUCUUCACUUGCUAUUUCACACAAACAUUGUUACCCUCCCCUUGUGGUUUCUUGUCAUCAUUCCAUGUUCCUUAUUUUCUCACCGCCUCGCCCGAGAUACAAUACAUACCUCUCCCCCCCCCCCCAUAGCACCUUAUCAUUUGUUCUGUUUUUCUUCAUUUUUUUUUUUAAUUUUUUACACAUCCCUUAUGAAUGCUUGGUUGCCUCAUUCGCUAUUUUGGUUUAUAUGUGGUUUUCUGACAUUGUAUGGAUUUUUCCCCUUCGCUCCUCAACCUCGAACUCCCCAUUCUCAUAUACAACCAUACCGAGUGCAAAUUGUUAUGCGCGUAGCUUAUAUGUCUGCUACGUUUAUUCUCAUUAUUUCUAAAUACCAAAUUCUCUACACAUUUUUUCUUUCUCUAUUACGCUCCCCACUCUCUACCUAAAUCAAUUUCUUCCUAUGCUUUUUUCUUGUGUUUCCAAAUAAAACCUGGCUUUGUGUCUAUCUUAUCACACCCAGGCAUACUUUCUACAAUUUAUUUCUUUUCGCCUCUCGAUCUCUUUCCCUUUUAUCAGUCGUACAUACUAUACAUAGCGUAACAUCCCGUUUCCUUCCAUCCUGUGCCUCUACGACCACUAUUUGAUUCAAUCGAAAUUAGAGGAGGAGAAAGUUGGGAAGGAGAAGAAGAGAUCUACCAAUCCAGAGAAGGGUUAUGAUAUAAGGCUGAGUGAGGACUGAGAGCGUCGAAAAGAGAGGCCCAAAAAAAUUAAAAAAAAUUGAAGAACGGAGAAAGGGCAAAGCUGCAGUAUUUAAGGAUUUUAUGCUUGAUUGGAAAUUUUUUCUAAUGCAAGCAGGUCAAAAGGAAAAGGAAAGAAGAAGGUAUGAGAAUAGAUAUAUGGGUAUAUAAUGGCAUUUUCCUUCUUUGGUUCCUCCUUUUUCUCUUUUUCCUCAUUUGUAUUUGAUCAGUUGAAAUUGAAGUGACUGGUGGGAGUUUGUUCCUUGCAAUAUGUUUGUUCUAUCUCUUGUAUUGAAAGCUUUAAUUCCCUCUUUCUCUCUAUAGGAUUGAUUGUCUUUUCUUCUUGUGUAUGUAUGUAUCUACUGCAUAUCUAUCUUGUGCAAUUUGGUCUAAUUCAUCUCACUCUCCACAUUCCACAUUCCACAUCCUCAUUUCUCCUACUUCUUUCUCCUUCUCCCCUCCUCCCUACUCUACUUCUCUAUUAUUAUUAUCUAUCAUUACGCACUCUCCCACUCUCCGUUUUUCUUUUCUCUUCUUUCGACGAAUUUCAAUUAAGUUUUAGCUCUUCUCAACCAAUUCCUUCCCAUUCUUC